Molecule: messenger RNA, 2646 nt
Organism: Astyanax mexicanus (Mexican tetra)
Lineage: Eukaryota; Metazoa; Chordata; Actinopteri; Characiformes; Acestrorhamphidae
Gene: nherf4a
Product: PDZ domain containing 3a
Exons: 11
Coding region: 89-1600 (503 amino acids)
Biological process (GO): protein localization to plasma membrane
Cellular component (GO): apical plasma membrane
Molecular function (GO): protein binding; protein-membrane adaptor activity
Source: RefSeq, a predicted model, not a curated record
CUGAACUGUUCGGUGGUUCAGUUUGCACCUUGAACCUCCUCGCUGUCUCCUGCCCAUUACACCCACCAGGAUCCAGACAAGCAGCACCAUGAGAUACACCACAGGGGCAGCGAAUGCAACAGAACCACCACAAAAGUUCACCUUUAACCCAAAAGAGGGAAUUGACAAUCCAGCCUUAGUGAUUUCCGAUGACACAGAGCCGGCGGUGAAGCCGCGGUUAUGUCUGCUGAAGCGAGAGGAGGGCGAGGGCUUCGGGUUCUUCCUGAGGAAGGAGAGGAGCUGCAGGGGUCAUGUGGUUCAGCAGGUAUCCCCGUGGAGUGCAGCAGAGCGCAGCGGCCUGAGGGACGGAGACAGAGUCCUGGAGGUCAAUGAGGACUUUGUGGACAAUCAGGAGUAUGAAAAGGUGGUGAUGAAGGUUCAGGCGUCUGGGCAGCAGUUGUGUCUGCUGGUUCUGAGGGCGGAGGAUUAUGAGGUUGCCGUGUCUGAAGGAAUGGAUCUCGUGGCUCUGGCCAGGGCACACAGAGGAGAAGACUGCGCUCGCCCACGUUUGUGCCACAUCAGCAGAGUACCAGGCCUGGGUCUGGGCCUGGGCAUCAUCCCCAUUGAAGGUGAGAGAGGAAGGUAUUACUUGAGUCCAGUUGGAGAGGGUCCAGCAGAAAAAGCAGGAGUUCAGCCAGGAGAUCGUCUUAUCUGGAUGAAUGGAUCCAUGGUCUCUACGCUCACUCAUUCUGCACUGGCCAAAAUGUUUAGGAAGAGUGCUGAACACGUGACCAUCAUGGUAAUAGACAGCAGAAGUGAAGCGAGCUAUGCCCGCCGGAGGCUGCCCAUCCUUCCUGCUUUCGCCAGUGUUCACAACCUUCCCCACAGACCGAAAACCCUGCACCUUGUCCAGGGACCACAGGGCUACGGCUUCCUGUUACGCCAAGAGAAGCUCUCUUCAGGACGUAUUGCUCACCUGAUGCGGGAGGUGGAUCCUCACAGUCCAGCAGAGUUGUCAGGGAUGGAGGACGGGGAUAUGCUGCUAGCAGUGAACGGAGAGCAGGCGGAGAACAGAGAGCACGAGGACAUCGUCAGCAAAAUACGACAGAGCGGCCAGCAGGUCACACUGACCACCAUUUCCAUCCAGGGCAGAGACUACUACACACAGCUUGGUUUCUCACCCUUGUUGUUUUAUGAUCAAACCAACCCGAAGAGAGAGAGUUUUCCCGAGCCCACUUUACCACGCAGAGACCUGCCAUCAAACUCCCCGUGUCCUCGACUGUGUGUCCUUCACAGAGAAGGGACAGGAUUCGGCUUUAACCUGGCCUGCGUCCAGAACAGGACAGGGACCUACAUCAGCCAGGUGGUGGAGGGGGGAGCUGGAGAGAAGGCAGGUCUGUGGGAGGGGGACGUGGUGGUGGAGGUGAACGGGCAGAAGGUGGAGGAGGAGCACUUUGAGGAGGUGCUGAGGACCAUUAAGAAAGCAGGAAGUCCUCUCAGGCUGCUGGUUCUGGAGAGAGCAGGUUAUGAAAAACUCCGAAAGAGCGGCUUAACCAUCAGCUGUGGCCUGAUCUCACACAGCAUGCAGGUCCCAGAUUCUACACAAGACUGUUUUGUGUGACGGAUUGUGAACUUUAUCCAAUAAACUCAAGAAUCAUCGUCCUGCUGAAACCACUGAAUCACAUCUGCUGUCCUGUCAAUGAAGAUGUGAUAUAUCUAAAAUACAAUAAAAGAACUGCAUGCAUUUAAAAUGCUUUAUUAAACCUCUAACCUUUAGAUGCAUAAACGUUUCUAGCUGCAUCUCAAAUAACUCAUUACUCCCUGUAUAAUAAACUUCAUGUACUUCAGAUUUUGUUGUAUGAAUAAAUGUUAAUAUUGUUUUAUUACAAAUAUAUAAUGCAAACAUUAGUAUCUGUGUUAAAAUAAAAAGACAAAAUAUAUUGCAGUAUUACAAAUAAAUGAUUUUUCUUGUUAUAAAUGACUUAAGACAGAAGAUAUAUUUAAUGAGGUAUAAAAACAUUUAUUUUUAUUGUCAUCAGAAUUCAUACAGAAUGCAAAUAGAAAUGUAUAAAACAUGUCUUAUUUGUCUUUGUAAACAUGUAAAUAUUAAAUUAUAUUUCGAUUACAUUCUAAAAUGUAUGUACUCGCUGUUUUGCAUUGUUUUUAUUUCAUAUUUUCUUAUUUCUUCUACGUUUUUACAAAGUUCUCAUUUCCUCAUACUGUUAAUCCAAAGAUUUAUACCAAAAUAAAAAUGUAUUUAAUCAAUUCCACGUCACAUUACAAAUGUAUGUAAAAUACAAUUUUACUGUAUAAAAUGUUUUUUUUUUAAGGUAAAAAUCUUUCCUCAAAGUUACCUAGUCCCUAUUUACCUAAUCUCACUUUUCUUUAGUUAUUUUAUCUUCCGUUUUCUCUUAUUUCAUUAUUAUUAAAGGAGAGGGCACAAUCAAAGGCAGAUUUAAGUUUAACAUUUAAUUUCUUUAUAUAUACUUCACAUAUAAAAUGAAUAUAAAGCUGAGGAUGCUUUUAUUCAUGUUCUCAUUCCCAUUGCAAUUCCAUUAAAGCAUUUUAAGACAUAUAUUUGAUAUAUGAUAUUUAAGACAGAUGUAUGUAUAAAUUAAUCAGUCACAGAACUCUGUCAUCAUGUAAAUAAAGCUGUAUAUGAUAGUG